Molecule: messenger RNA, 1626 nt
Organism: Cicer arietinum (chickpea)
Lineage: Eukaryota; Viridiplantae; Streptophyta; Magnoliopsida; Fabales; Fabaceae
Source: RefSeq, a predicted model, not a curated record
UUAUUAUGAAUUAUUAAUAUGAAUAUAAUUGUAGUGGAAACAUAAACAAGAAGUCGAUAUGUCCGAGUGGUUAAGGAGACAGACUUGAAAUCUGUUGGGCUUCGCCCGCGCAGAUAGUAUAAUCGCAAGAUGGAAGAACAAUCCGUAAACGGCAUCAUGUCAAUAUCAAACAGCACCAAAACGACGCAAGAUUUAGCCACUGAAGGUCAUAAGUACCUUGAAGAAACAAUUCAAUAUGCUUUUAAGAUACUCUCUUCCAUGAACGACGAACUUUGCAACCCCGUUUUAUGGUCUACUUCUCCUUCCGCUGCUACCUCUCCCAACGCUCCUUCCUCAAACGGAGACGCCAAUUCUGAUAGCUCCAGCCAACACGCCGACGGCGCUGCUCCCGGUGGCGGUGCUGGUGGCGCUCUUGAAGAAGCCCGUUUUCGGUAUAAAAAUGCUGUGGCUGGACUUCGGACUAUUCUAGCUGCAAUCCCCAACUCCCAGAAGGUAAACACAUUUGACAGUGGUUCAGCUGAUAGCCCUGCGGAUGAAGCUGAAAUCGAGAAGUUGGAAGAGCGAGCCUCCUCUUUAAGAAAGGAACUUGUCAACAAGAACUUGCACCUGAAGAUACUCAUAGACCAACUUCGAGAACUUAUCACUGACAUAUCAACAUGGCAAAGUCCUUUUUCGACAUGAUGUUGGCAGUGCUUGCAUUUGUAGAGAGAUAUGAAGUGAUCCAGAUUAUAGUAAAUGAGUUGUGGAAUCAUAAGAGGUGGUCUGAAGUCUGAACAUGUUUCAAUGUUCAUAGGGCUUGUAUUUUGUAUAGAAUAGUUGACAAAUUCUGCAAAAUAGCAACCUAUCAAUCUUUGAUGACAAUUUGAUGUAAUCCUUAAUUUGAUUGUUGCCAGAAAUGGUAGCUUGUUCCUUUGAUGGGAUCCUGCAUUUUAUAUUUCAGGUCUGUCUAUUUGGCUUUGAGGAAUUUUUGGAAAUGGAAAGGGAAGGUGGUUAUACAUACUAAUGUGAAAAAUAUCUUCUUGUGUAGUUAGGAGUGAAAGGAUUGUACGAUAUGAAAAUGGAGGAGUAUCUUGUUCAAGAUUUUCUUUGAAAAGGUUUACUUACCAAAUAUGAAAUACCAAUGAAUCGAUUAAAAAAUAUUGCUCUUACGGGAGUGGAUCCUCAACUCUGCAUCCCUUUCAAAUUUAUUAAAGAAAAAGGGUUUGAACCAGUAGUGACCGACUAUAUAAAGAAAUCGGAUCUAUUAUUGCUAAUUAUUUUCUUUACUUUUCCAUUCUUUUAAUCUACUAAAACAUGUUUGACGACCUGAUUUCAAUAUUCUGUGGCAGGAGUCUCCAUCAGGAAAUAUCUCAUAUCAUUAUGUAAUGGAAUCUGCAUGUGGUGGCAACGUUAUGACAACCCACUGGUGGGUUUGAUUAUAAUGCAAAUACUGUUAUUACUAUGUACCCCCUCUGUUUAGGUGGUAGGGUUUGUAAACACACUGUUCAGUAUGACUUCUUAUUUUUUAUGCAUUGCCCCUUUAUUCAAGUAAAGAAGAUUAAUUUUUCCAAUUCUUUGCAUUGGAUAUAAAUGGUAUUGUAUCAACUAUCAUUUUUAGAGGAUGUAGGCAGGUUCUUUGAUUUUAGA